UGUAAUUCCGGGCUGAACCACAGACCUGCAGCCGUUAGCAAGCGAGUCAUUUCUUUAAUUCAUGGUCAGAAGGUUAUCGUUGUUUGUUAAACCGUAAGAGACGUGUGUUUCUCAUCUCCUGUCACGUUUUAAAGUCCAGUGCUCGGCUCAGCACAGCUAAAUGGCAGCAGUCCAGGAGGGGCCGUGGAAAAGCCUGAGCUCUGGGAAGAAGGUGGUGUUGGCUGCAGGCCUUUCUGUAGGGGCCACAGUGGGCUACAUCUUGUACCGACAUAUUCGCAACAGCAGCGCUCAGAAACAGACGGAACAGUCCAGGUUUUCUCUGCCGCUCGACGUGUACAGAUGCAUUGCGAGGCACCAGAGUGCCUUUCUGGAUCUUGUCAGUCAGAAGUCAGGAGCUCAGGUGAACGUGCUGCCGAAUUCAGACGAUCAGAGCUCUGUGUGCUUCUUGCUCCAGGGCACAACUCAGCAGAACCUCUUGGCUAAAUGUGCUCUGGAGAAACUGGCCAAUGACAGCGAGCCCAUCACUGAUGUCAUAGAGGUUCCACAAACUGCCUUCGGACGAAUCAUAGGUCGUGGAGGCGAGACGCUGAAGUUCAUUAGCAGAACGUCAGGAGCUCGCGUGAACUGCUCACGUGAACGAGGUCGCAGCUUGGAGGAAAAGGGCAAGGUUACGAUUGUGGGGACACGUCAGGAAGUCCAGCGGGCUAAGGACUUAAUCAUGGAGAAGGUGAUGGAGAAUGAGACGGUACGGAAACGGAUAAACCAGUCUUCUGCUCUGCGCCAGAAAAGGAAAGCUUUAGAACUGGAGCCGGUCCACAGACCUCAGGGCCGAGACACCGAGCUCACGCAGAACACGAACAGAGACGAUCUGCUCUCUCCAUUGACUGAAGCGGGACUGAUUCAAGCCAGUGGCUCUAAUGGGUUUGCCAGCAGCGGGGACCACACAACGGAAAAUUCGCUUCGAUCAGAGGAAGAGGAGAUUUUCUCACCAGCUUCACCACUGGAGUACUCAAAGUUUGAAAUCCCGAGUCCAGACUUGAGCUUCCAGCCAGGUGAGCAUUUGGAGGUGUAUGUGUCUGCAUCGGAGAAUCCCCAACACUUCUGGAUCCAGAUCAUAGGUGUCCGAUCACUGCAGCUGGACAAACUGACUACCGAGAUGAGCCGUUUCUAUAAUGGAGAUACCUCAAUUGAGCACAGAGUCGAGGCUAUAGUUGUAGGGGACAUCGUGGCCGCUCCGUAUCAGGACCACGGCACAUGGAACCGGGCUCGAGUGUUGGGCGUCCUGAGCUCUGGUUUGGUCGAUCUGUACUACGUGGACUUUGGGGACAAUGGAGAGCUGCCACGGGAUCACUUACGCAGCCUGAGGAGCGAUUUCUUGAGCUUGCCCUUCCAAGCCAUCGAGUGCAGUUUGGCAGAAGUGCAACCUGCAGGAGAUUUUUGGACCGAAGACGCACUGGAUGACUUUGAGAGGAUGACAUACUGUGCACAGUGGAAGCCUUUACUAGCCAAACUGUGCAGUUACUCACACACUGAGAUGUCUUCUUGGCCCAGUGUAAAGCUGUAUGAUAACAGCCAGGGAAAGGCUGUGGAUCUGGGUGAAGAGUUGAUUCGCUUAGGCCAUGCAGUGAGCUGUCAGGAUGAGGGGAGCGGGUUAAGAGGAGAUCAUGAUGAACCAAGAUCUCUGCAGAAGUUGUUGGAUGACAUGACCGGGGUCAACUCAGAGUUGAGUAUGUCCUGCAUAAGCUUGUCAGGUUCUACAUAUCCAUCAGUGACGAAACAGUUGACGUGGUCAUUGUCGAGCUGCCCCAGUUCUGUAGAUGUCGAGCGAGCCGAUGUAGACCAGAAUUCCUCUGACAACCUCAUGCCUCCUUCUUCGUCGCUUCUCUACUCAACACCGUCUUUGAGCCUGAGUGAGCUGGUGAGCCAUGUUAUCGAGUCCUCAGGAUCAGUGCUGUCUCCACUGGUCCCGGAUCCAAGAGUCCUUCCUCACCAGAGCAGCUCAGAUCUUCCAUCAGCAACACAAGUAAAGCGUAUGCAAGACUUCUCUUCGGUUACAACAUCCUCCUCAUCUGCUGUAGAGGCAGUGACUUCAGCAAUAUAUUCUGUCAGUCUGAGUGACAGCGUCUUCGUUGGGACAUCAUCCAGCAGCAGCAAUGUCGCAUCAUCUUCAGAGCUGAUAGAACCGGAGUCUUCUCCCAGUACCUGUAGUGAGUGUGCGUGUAGCAGGAGUAGUGAUGGAAUAAGAGGUGUCUGGUAUUACCUUACCUCCUCUCAGGAAUCCUCUGAGACGUCGCUCAACACCACCAUGCCCACGUCAACCACAGCUUCUUCAUCCUCCUGUCCAACUUCCUCAUCCUCCUGUCUGACAGAUGAGCCUGAGGAUCCGACCCCUGUGACCUCCUCUUCUGUAAUCUACCUCAGCUCUGAUGUGUCAAGUGCCGAUGCUGCAGAAAUGGUGGAUGGAGAUCCAUCUGAGCCAAGCAAGUCUUUUCAAAAGUGUAGUUUUUCCUAUGUGAGUGACUGCAGCAGUGGAGAAAGUGAUAUCAUUUAUGUCGGAGCUACCAAAUCUGUUUCUGACCCCACUGAUAAGGGAGCUAAUAAUUCUAAUGAUUCUGCAUCUAUGAGUAAUGUGAACAAGAAAGAGUUAUUAAGAGACAAGACUGAGAAGGAGGAGGUUGGUGAAGAAGCAAUGCUAAGAGAGAAGGUCCUGGAACUUGAACACCAGAAGACGAACAGUGGAGAUGUAUCAGUAAGAGAAGUCGCCUCAAUAUCUGGAAGUGUAGAUGAUGUCCUCGAAGACGAGUUUAACUGAUAAAAGACCAAAGUCAAUAUGUAUUCAUAUUGAGACCACCUCUGCUGACAUGGACCUCAUGCUUCCUAUCUGCAAAACCAAGCCUUAUCUGACUGUGCUAUCUAUAUGUUCUGUUUAAUUUACUUUUUGUCACCUUGUUGUCUGUUCUAGAGUUAAUGUCAACAUUACAGAUAUUGUUUCUUUCACUGUGUACUGAACUACUUGAGAAGAGUUAACUGAUGACCAGAUGAAGAGUGGCGCUCAGGGAGUCUGAAAGUGGGAGCUAUGGAAAUGAACCUCAGUAUUAUACUCGUUGUGCACUUGGGUGAUUAAAUAGUUUUUAUGGAAGUUGUUUGAAAACCACAUGCAUUUAAUUUACUGGAACUUUUGUUGUUUAUGUUGUGCAUUUCAGGGUUUAUUAACAUGCUCGAAAAACAUUAUGAGGAUAUGAAUAUAAUAAAAUAGAGUAUUGUUCUAAUCUGGUCUCUUUCUUUUAACAUCCUUUCUUCUUUGUUCAUAUAGGAAUUGUUUGAAAGGUCUUUAAUGUCUUAUUAUUCAGAAAGUAGAUCCUAAGACACUUCAGGUCUAAUUGUAGAAUUAGAAAUUAGGAUUGUUAUAAAACUUGGCCGAAUGUCUGACCUCAUCACCAAUUACUUCAUAUUAAAUACUGAAUGAAGUUACUGACUUGCACAUCUUUGUUUGGCUUGGCACCACAUACAUACUGUCCAAUACAUUGUUUUUAUUUAUUAUUUAUUUUUUUCAGAAAGCUGUUUUAGGACAAUAUUAAUAUAAAACUGUACACAAUGGGGAGUUUGCCUUCCA
This is a messenger RNA of Hemibagrus wyckioides, 3613 nucleotides long. It is a transcript of the gene tdrkh, whose product is annotated as tudor and KH domain containing. Lineage: Eukaryota; Metazoa; Chordata; Actinopteri; Siluriformes; Bagridae. Gene Ontology annotation, biological process: spermatogenesis. The record is from RefSeq and is a predicted model, not a curated record. The transcript has 15 exons. Gene Ontology annotation, molecular function: RNA binding. Bases 161 to 2812 code for a protein of 883 amino acids.